GGGCGCGGCGCCGCUCACCCAUCCCCCCCGAGCGCGCGGCUGGGCGGCCGGCCGGCGGCCGCGGAAGAUGCGGAGGGGCGGCGGCGCGGGCCCUACCCAGCCCGGGCGGCGGGGCGGGCGCCGCCCGAGGGGGUAGGGCGCGCGCGGGGGCGCGCCGGGCCGGGGAGGCGCGCUCCGGCCGCGCUCGCUCCGCGCUCCCUCAGCUGGUUCGCUCGCUCGCUCCCUCCUCCCUCGGCAGCCGCGGCGGCAGCAGGAGAAGGCGGCGGCGGCGGCUGGGGAUCAGACAUGGCGGCGGAUCUGAACCUGGAGUGGAUCUGCUCCCUGCCCCGCUCCUGGACUUACGGGAUCACCCGGGGCGGCCGAGUCUUCUUCAUCAACGAGGAGGCGAAGAGCACCACCUGGCUGCACCCCGUCACCGGCGAGGCCGUGGUCACCGGGCACCGGCGGCAGAGCACAGAUUUGCCUACUGGCUGGGAAGAAGCAUAUACUUUUGAAGGUGCAAGAUACUAUAUAAAAUUAUCACAAUUCAAACUAUGAGUGAAGAUGGAACAUAGCUGCCACGAGAAUGUGAGAAUAUAUUGCAAUAUAGUUGAUAUUUUAAAUUGUUUGGUAUAAUAGUACUAUAAUAUUAUAAUUAGACAUAGCAACACAAUGUUUCAGAACAAUUCCUGGAUGUUGUACAUCUUUUUUGUAUUCAUAACAGAGUUUUUGGAAUAAGUAAUCCUUUUUUUAAAAAAUUUUAAAUUUUAUUUAUUUAUUUUGUUGUGCUGGGUCAGCAGGCGGGCUCCUUAGUUGUGGCAUGCAAACUCUUAGUUGUGGUAUGCGUGUGUGAUCUAGUUCCCUGACCAGGGAUCGAACCCAGGCCUCCUGUAUUGGGAGCGUGGAGUCUUAACCACUGGGCCACCAGGGAAGUCCCAGAAUAAGUAAUCCUUACAUGUGUAAAGCACUUCAUGCUGAUUCGAUAGGUACAGCAUAACAAUUGAACUAUGACUUCAACCUUCAAGGAGUUUGUAGUAUAGAGAAAAGCAUGCAGUGUAUUAAAAAAGGGAGAUGGUGUGGGCCCCAUGAACUUGGUUAGUGUGAGGCACUUCAACACAGCAUUCAGUGAAUUUAAUCCUCACAGUAGCCCCUAGUUUUCUUUUUCUCCCUGCCACAACCCCUUUUUCAGGAUGAAACUGAAGCUUAACGAGGUUAAGGGCCUGUUGUAGGUCAUAUAGUUUCACUAUGAGUCACUAGCAUUCAAAUUAAGGUCUCUGGGCUGAAACCCUUCUAGACCUAAAAAUACAGGGCAGUAUAAACAGAUCCUAUAGUAUGUGUCUCUCCAUAAGUAGGUUGCUUGGGGACAGAAGUAUCAUUUCAGAGAAAUAAGUACAAUGGUUAGGUUAGUGGGCCAACCUACAAAUAGAAGCUUGUUUCACCCCCUAAAAACCUGUUGACUAGUAUUAUUUUAGUAGAACCUUGGAAUUUGGUCCUUCCUUUACAUCCACUGAAGAGUGCUAGACACUGUUCUAGGUGUUUGGUGAUACAACUGAGACCCGGCCUUCCUGGAGCCUACAAUCUAGUAGGAAAAAGAGACGUUAAAACAAAACAUGGAACAAACAUGUAAUUUUAAAAUGGCGUCUUCAUAAAAGAAAAGCAGAGUGUUUUGUGGCAGAUUAGGAAAGUUUACCAUAAAGAACAGUGUUUCAGGAUGAAAUGUGUUUAAGUUUCAAGGGUGGGGUGACAGGAUUUCCACCCUCAGUGAAUUUUAUCUGGAAUCUCAUUGUCCUUUUUAGCCCCAGGAAGGUUGCUCGGGACCAGGCCCACUCAGUGCCUUCUUGUAGUGCCUGCCUAUAGCUUAAUGCCAGCAUCCAAUGAGCCUCUGAGUAAAUGGUGUCUGUACUGAUGAUGCUGGCCUCCACCCUCCCUUGGAGUUAAUCGGGGUAGAACAGAGGAGUCCCCACAACUCAAGUGAUUGCAUUUGGAGAGCCCUUUCUGGAUUUCUCAAAUGAUUUUCCCCUAAUGUUGAUAGACCUCUUUCUUUGUUUUCUUCUUAUUCUCAAAGCUGGUGUAGUUUAGGAAGGGGGAAGAAAUGGGGAGUAGAGAAAGAAUUGGUUGGAAGAGUCAAAGAGUUGGAGGCCUUGAAGACCGGUAGGAUGUAAACAUCCCUGUCUAGGCACCUCUGUCUGUUCUACAAAGACAAGGGGUUUCUCAGCACUUGUGGGCCAAUACUCUCUCCUGGGACCUUUUCAUUUUUCUGUAACAGAUAAUGUAGAAGUUGGGGUUAAUGGUGAAAAUUUACUUGUAUAGAUGUGUAUGCGUAAAUUGGAGUUAAUAUAAAAAAUGAUGCUGGGGCUUCCCUGGUGGCGCAGUGGUUGAGAGUCAGCCUGCCGAUGCAGGGGACGCGGGUUCGUGCCCCGGUCCGGGAAGAUCCCACAUGCCGCGGAGCGGCUGGGCCCGUGAGCCAUGGCCGCUGAGCCUGCGCGUCUGGAGCCUGUGCUCCGCAACGGGAGAGGCCACAACAGUGAGAGACCCACGUACCGCAAAAAAAAAAAAAAAAAAUUGAUGCUGGUUGUCCGUCAGACGGUGUCUUAAGAAGUCAGAGGAGGAAGGAGCUUACUUAGGCCGGGCUGACGUGGAAAGGCUUGAAGGAAGAGGCAGGAGUUGAGCUAAGCCUUAAGGGCAUGGAUGGAAUUCAGAUGGGUUGAGAUAGAUGACUGAUAACAUAAAUUCAUGGGGGUGGGGACAUGUAUAAUAUGUGUGAUGAGUAGUGAUAACUGCCCUGCUGGUGAUUAGAAAAUGCUAGGAUAAUGGGAAGUCAGACGAGGAAUGCUGUUAGGAGUACUGUUUGUUGUUGUGUCUGGUCUUUGAAUAAAAGGCUGAGAUUUUUAUUUCUAGGCAAGCCCACUGCAGGUGUUUUUUGGUAUAGCAUUAAUAGCUUAAAGUGAAGGUUUUAAGGGAGAUUUUAAUAUAGGCAGCUUGGGUUAGAAAGGGGCAAACCUGGAAUCGAGGAGUCCCAUCCUGGGUCUGUCGCUGUAACCUGGGAGUUAGUUGCUGGAACCAACUUGGUAGCAGUGGGAAUGGAAAGGAAGGAGGCCAUUGAUCAAAGAUACUGAAGAGGAGUUGACAGGCCUUGGGAGUCUUGCUGAGCUGGGAGGUUGUCAGAGAAAGAGAGGUCAAAAGUUACACAGAAGCCUUUGUGUCUGAGUGGCUACAAGAAUGAUUGGUACCCUUGACCAGAAUAAGGGAGUAGGUGGUUGGGGGGAGCGCUAGGUGGAGGUGUUAAUGAUGGUUUGGUUUUUGAGCUGCUUAUCUUGAGAGGGCAUAGCAUUUUAGGUGGCUAAAAUCUGGCCUUUCCAAAGGACUCCCAACAUUAUCUUCUAUUCCUCCCUCAUGAAUAAGAAAUACAAACCACCCCCCAUCCCCCCUGCCCCCACAGAAUGCUAUCUCAGCUACCUAAUUAUCUCCAAGCAGUAUGUAGAUCCAAGCCAGGAAUGUCAUAUUCAUCCAUCCAAUUAUUCAUUCAACAAACACUUACUGAGUACUGUGUGCCAAGUGCUUUAGGUUUUAUGAACGAAACAGACAUGGACCUUGCUCUUAAGGAGCUUAUAGUUAAAUUAAGGAGAGAGACAGCAGUAUCAUAAUCACAAACAUAUAGUCGUAGACUGAUAAAUGCGAUGAAGUAUACAUCAUGCUUUGAGCAGAUGUAUUUGUGAGGACUCGGCCCAGUGUGGAAGAGGCCUUUCUCACAAACAUAAGGAAUAACCCUUCCUCUGAAAGCUCAGCUGUGAAACCCCACAGAGUGAUGAGAACAGAGCAGUGCAAAGUCACCUGAAAGAUGAAUUGAUAGCAUCUUGGGCUUGAGAUUGGACCAUAACCUGAGUGAAAGUGUUGCUAUAGCUAAAGAAAGACUUGGGGUGGGGUUGGUGUGAUGUGGAAAUUUAGAAAAAGGAGAAAAGCUGCAGAAGUUACUCUCUACUGUCUAGUAGAGAGCAAGGUUAAGCCAAUUGAUUUUGACUGUUAUUCCAGUCCCAGUGGCAAGGUCUUCCAAUUACUCAAUCUUUCACUGAUGCAUUUUUUCCCUUCACUUUUCUUCAAUACAUUUUGAACUCAUAAUUAUGUGCCUUAGCAAUUAGGUACAAUCAUUAAACAAAAUAGACCAAACAACUUCACCCUUCUGGGGACUGGGAUGGUGGAGGAGAGAAUAUCAGACAAAGAAAAUAUAACUUUUAUGGUAUGUAAGAAUAUAUAAAUGCUGUAGGAAAAAAAUUAGAGCAAGGUGUGUAGGAUCAGGAGAGGAGUGAAGAGGGAUGGGUGUGGGAGAAAAAGACAGUGGAAUCAGAGAAGGAAGAGCCCAGCUGCGUGGCGGCCUCCUUGGUUGAUGUAAUUGGCUGUUACACGGGGAGAUGUGGAGCCGUCGCAGGUCUGAGCAGAGGAGGAGAUGCGUGGUCUGGCUUCGCCCUUUGAAAGGGUCAGUCUGACUGUUGUGUGAAGGUGAGACUUUGGGGGCCUAGUGGAGCCCCUCCAGUGUAAGUUCUCUCCCUCAUCAGAUUCUCUCCUUAUACUUCCUUUUAACACUUAACAGGAUCAUGAUUAAAUAUUUAAUUGUGUAACCCCAUAUUUCCUUUAAGCUGCCAGCGAUUAUCAGUGCCAUUGAUUUAAUAACAGUAACAGCUUUUCAGAGGGGAGAGACAUAACCAUAUUAAAUAAACCCCUUGAUCCUUAAUUCAGAAACAGUAUAUUGAAAAAGCAUGUUUUAAAAUCAAGUCAAUGCUUGCUUAAUACCUGUUUGCCUACACUCCUUAUGGUAGGUAAGCUUCAUGAAAAGCAGCUCAUUCAUUGCUGUGUUUUUAGUCCCUCAGCUUAAACUUUUCUCAUAGUAGUUCCUCAGUAAAUAUUUGUUGAUUGAUGAAUUUUGAUGAUGACACUCAACUUCAUUCCAUGCUAUUCAGAAACCUUGUAAUGUGGCUGUUUGUGAAAUUUAAAUAUUCUCUUUAUGUGACAUCUAUCUGUCCCAAUAUGAAUUAGGAAGUCAGCUGUUUCUCGAGUUUGGCUUAUGUGAUUCUCCUCCAGGAGACAGAUAGGAUCUGCUCAGAGGCCUGAUUAUGGGACCAGAUCCAGGAUCAAGCCAAGAUAAUGCAGGGACCUGUGAGGGCUGUUGGGAGACAGCUGAAUCCCAGACCUUGCCAGUGACCAUGCCAUUUCCAUUUCGAAAUGUUCACAGUUCAGGCUGCUGUGGUUUGGAGAAUGGGGGAGAUAUACUGUCAUCAUUAGUAUGAGUAAAGCAAGUGUAGACCACUGAACUCAGUGGGUCCUAGAGAGGCCUGAGAGAAAUAGAAAUUAGUCCUCACGAGGUACAGGUGACAGACAUUUCAGAGCCACGCAGAGAAUUCCUUGGUUACUUAGAAGUAGCCUCCUAGCUAUUUGGGAAUUAUUCUCUGAAGUGGCCAGUAAUUUCAGAAACACCCAAGAGAAUCCCUCUGGACUGUUAACUCCUUGAAGGCAGAGACUGUGUCAUAUCAUCUUUAUGUUUCCAGCACUUGACACAUAAUAGGCAAUGAGAUGUUUGAAAUGAAGACCUAUUACAGAUUGUAAGAAAAACAAGUCAUUGCCCAAAUCUGAACAUCCCAGGUCACUUUUCUGCUUCUCACUUGUCAUCUAGUCAGGAUUCAUAUUGUUGUAAAUGUCAGUGACCCAAAGCCAACUAUUACAAGCAAAAGCAAACUCUCUUCCCACAUUAGUUCCAGGAGUGACACAAGUGAAUCCUUCAAGACCCUUCCUCACUCACCUUUUUUCACUUUAGAAAGCUUUUCUCCACUUAACCAUAAAAAUGUUUGCCCAUGGCCCCAAAUUACACCCUUUUAGCUUUUUAACCCAAAAGAUAAGGUUUCUUCUCUAUUCCUCAAUAAAAAAAAUCUUAGACAAGGACUUUGACCACCUUGUAUUACAUGCCCAUUGCUGGAGUGAAGACUGGCCCUUUGGUCUUCAGUAAUUUUCUGUCCUUGGCUGAAACCAAGAUUAUUAUCAACCAGCCUUCCAAGAAACAGUGUGAUGAGAGAGGAAGGCCUGGUCACGUAGGAAGUCAGGGUGUGAAAGGCUGCAUGAUCAGAGAUCUCCUGCUUCUCCCUUGU
Messenger RNA from Orcinus orca (killer whale), 6110 nucleotides. RefSeq names its product pleckstrin homology domain containing A5 (gene PLEKHA5). Gene Ontology annotation, molecular function: phosphatidylinositol-3-phosphate binding; phosphatidylinositol-3,5-bisphosphate binding; phosphatidylinositol-4-phosphate binding. The coding region runs from base 286 to 537 and encodes 83 amino acids. Gene Ontology annotation, cellular component: cytosol. The transcript is spliced from 4 exons. Lineage: Eukaryota; Metazoa; Chordata; Mammalia; Artiodactyla; Delphinidae. The record is from RefSeq and is a predicted model, not a curated record.